Messenger RNA from Monopterus albus (swamp eel), 4071 nucleotides. Its product is annotated as immunoglobulin-like and fibronectin type III domain-containing protein 1. The record is from RefSeq and is a predicted model, not a curated record. Gene Ontology annotation, molecular function: protein binding. Lineage: Eukaryota; Metazoa; Chordata; Actinopteri; Synbranchiformes; Synbranchidae. Gene Ontology annotation, cellular component: M band. The transcript has 20 exons. The coding region runs from base 1 to 3990 and encodes 1329 amino acids. Gene Ontology annotation, biological process: sarcomere organization.
AUGCAUGCUGAUUUUUCUGGUCCCAAGGUGAAACAAGCUCUGGAGAUUAAAGCCCAAGAAAGAGAGGAUGCCCUCUUUGAGUGUGUUCUGACACACCCACUACGGAGGAUCACAUGGCUGCACAAGGGCAACAUCCUGGAGGAUGGAGAUAAAUACAGUAUAUGUGUGUCAGAGCACAAACUGAUCCACAGGCUGCUGAUCAGAGACUGCAAGCAGCUGGACAAAGGCAUCUAUUCAGCUGUGGCUGGCAUGAAGUCAUGCAGUGCCUGGCUGGUUGUGGAAGCUGAAGGUGGCCCCACAUCUGCUGGUAAGAGGAAGCCUCGUAAAACUACUGUGGCUGCUGGAGUACGGGCCGACCUUGAGAAGGUGGCCAAAGAGCAGCAACUUAAAAACCAAAAGGAGAUGGAGAAGAUUUUAGCAGCUGUUAAAGCAAGGCAUGAAGCAGGACAACUCGAAGGAGAAAGGACCUUAACCAGCAGUAAAAGAGAUGGUGAAACAACUGCAGUCACUGGACCAGGCAAAAACCUUGAAGCAGUAGGAAAUAAUCUUGACACAGCAAAAACAAGUGUCCCGACUGAGCCAGUGGGGAGCAAAGAGAAGACAACAAUUACAAACUCAAAAGGAGAUGGCACAGUAUCAACAUUAGAUGUUUCAGGGUGUGUAACAAAAACAGCAGUGCAAGUGACUGUCGAUGACCCCAUGAAGAAGAAAUAUGCCAUGUCUAGUCAAGCAGAUUUUGACAAGGUAGCAGAUGCAAAUGAAGGAGAAUAUUCUGAGAAGAAUGAGGAUUUCAGCAGAUACAAAAGGCAUGGUCAAGAGACGAAACACAGAAUAACUGAGUUCAACAACAAAAGCAUUCACAUAGACCAGAUUCAAAUGUUCACCACAAGCCAAAAUGAGGUGACUUUAUCUGGGGAAAAGGACAGCGAGGCUGUCAGGCACUCAGAACACACAAUAAAGGCCCAAAGGACACAUCAUACAACUGGUAAGAAACAACAGGGUUCUACUGUAUGUUCUGCAUGGAAAUGUUCUGCUUCAACCUGCAAAGUUUUCUGUCACUUUUCAAAUCCAGGGGUCCAGUUCAUCUGUGGAUUGUCGGGUGUUAACGCCAUGGUUGAGGAGACUGCUGAGUUAACAUGUAAGCUCAGCAGUGAAAACUGUGAGGGAGCCUGGUUCAGAGACGGCAAAAAGAUACUCCCAGAUGACAAUUUCACCAUCACCAAAGAUGGUGCAAUCCAUAAAUUAGUCAUAAUCAAGUGCAAAGAAGAGCACUCUGGGAAAUACCGCUUUGAAGCAGAUGAUCGUAAAACAGAGGCGAUUAUUAACGUCCAAGAUCCCCCCAGGUUUGACCCUGAAGACCUCAGUUCUUUCACUGAGCCUGUGACAGUUAAAGCGGGACAAAGUGCCAUCUUCAAAAUGCAUUUUCUUGGCCAUGAGCCCAUUAAGAGUCAAUGGUACAGAGAGGGAGAGGAGCUCCAAGAUGACAACAAUACAAAGAUAGAGACAUCUGCAGGUCAGAGCCUCCUGCUCCUGACCAGGUGCCAGAGGAAGAACACAGGAGCGAUCAAGAUCAAGCUCAAGAACAAACACGGAUAUACUGAGGCAAUUUCACAUUUAAUUGUGCUCGGUGAGGAGAAACCAGAAAUACAGGAUGAAGCAAAAGGAUAUUUUGUUAAAAUUCAGCAGGCAGAUUGCAUUGAAUGGUCCUGCUGUAAUAGCACUGCCAUUAUCACAACUUCCUUCACUGUGAAAGGCCUAAAGUCCAUGGACAUGUACUGGGUGAGAGUGAUUGCAGCUAAUGAUGGAGGAAAGGGGGCACCCGAGGAGCUGGCCAACUAUGUCCUUGCUAUGCCCUCACCUGUAAGGCCAAAGUUCACGAGCCCUAAGAUGAAGAGUUUCAUGGUGGUGAGGGCAGGAAACACUGUCAGGAUCACAAUAAACUUUGAGGCCUCCCCGUGGCCAGAUAUUAUAUGGCUAAAGGACAAUGUGCCAGUGACGAAGAGAGUUACAAUAAGUAACUCUGAUAGCUCAUCUCAGCUGCUGAUCCCCUCGUCUGAGCGCUUGGAUUCUGGUAUCUAUUCCAUUUUGGUGAAAAAUCUUGCAGGACAGGAGACAUUCAGUACAGAGGUCAGGGUCACAGAUGAUCCAAAGCCUCCUGGACCAGUAGAACUGGUGGAAAAUGUGCCUGGCACUGUGACGGUGAUGUGGGAACCUUCACCUGAUGAGAAGUGGGAUGACCGCCUCCACUACACAGUGUCCAAGCUGGACUCUACCAAAUGCACAUGGACCACAGUGGCUGACAGACUCUUCAAUAACAAGUUCACUGUCUGUAACAUCAUGCACGGGAGGGAAUGUCAUUUCCGAGUCUAUGCCAAAAACGAUAUGGGCAUAUCUGCACCCUCUGAAUCACCAACCUGGGGGAUAAAGAAGAAUAAAGAAAGGUUCAUGGUGAGCAUACCAACCAGACAGGACUGUGAUUUACGAUGCGCUCCGACCUUCAUUGUACCUUUGAAGCUUCACACUGCACCCAAAGGCUAUGAAUGCUGCAUGAGCUGUGCAGUGAAGGGAAAUCCCAAACCUCGUAUCACAUGGCAUCGAAAUCACAUCAGUCUAAACACCAGUACCAACUAUUAUAUCUCCAACACCUGUGGAGUUUGCUCCAUGUUAAUCCUCCAUGUGGGCCCCAAAGACACAGGACAGUACACCAUCACUGCAGAGAGCGUCCUGGGGCAGGCUGAAUGCUCCACUGUCCUCAGCGUCACAGAUGUGGAGUGCACUACUGAAGCACCUACCAGCUUGACUCAGCAUUAUUCUUGUGUCUCGUUGCAGCAGUAUAUUUCAGAGAGCCUGGAGAGCCGUCUGAAUGCCCUGGAGGAGUCUCAUGUUUUGGCACAGAAACAGGUCGGCAUGGCCCUGGCCACAGCUGAGCAGCUCAAGACGUCUGACCUACCUGCUCAGUCCUUCACUGUGAAAGGCCUAAAGUCCAUGGACAUGUACUGGGUGAGAGUGAUUGCAGCUAAUGAUGGAGGAAAGGGGGCACCCGAGGAGCUGGCCAACUAUGUCCUUGCUAUGCCCUCACCUGUAAGGCCAAAGUUCACGAGCCCUAAGAUGAAGAGUUUCAUGGUGGUGAGGGCAGGAAACACUGUCAGGAUCACAAUAAACUUUGAGGCCUCCCCGUGGCCAGAUAUUAUAUGGCUAAAGGACAAUGUGCCAGUGACGAAGAGAGUUACAAUAAGUAACUCUGAUAGCUCAUCUCAGCUGCUGAUCCCCUCGUCUGAGCGCUUGGAUUCUGGUAUCUAUUCCAUUUUGGUGAAAAAUCUUGCAGGACAGGAGACAUUCAGUACAGAGGUCAGGGUCACAGAUUAUCCAAAGCCUCCUGGACUAGUAGAACUGGUGGAAAAUGUGCCUGGCACUGUGACGGUGAUGUGGGAACCUUCACCUGACGAGAAGUGGGAUGACCGCCUCCACUACACAGUGUCCAAGCUGGACUCUACCAAAUGCACAUGGACCACAGUGGCUGACAGACUCUUCAAUAACAAGUUCACUGUCUGUAACAUCAUGCACGGGAGGGAAUGUCAUUUCCGAGUCUAUGCCAAAAACGAUAUGGGCAUAUCUGCACCCUCUGAAUCACCAACCUGGGGGAUAAAGAAGAAUAAAGAAAGGUUCAUGGUGAGCAUACCAACCAGACAGGACUGUGAUUUACGAUGCGCUCCGACCUUCAUUGUACCUUUGAAGCUUCACACUGCACCCAAAGGCUAUGAAUGCUGCAUGAGCUGUGCAGUGAAGGGAAAUCCCAAACCUCGUAUCACAUGGCAUCGAAAUCACAUCAGUCUAAACACCAGUACCAACUAUUAUAUCUCCAACACCUGUGGAGUUUGCUCCAUGUUAAUCCUCCAUGUGGGCCCCAAAGACACAGGACAGUACACCAUCACUGCAGAGAACGUCCUGGGGCAGGCUGAAUGCUCCACUGUCCUCAGCAUCACAGAGUGAAGAAGCCAACUAUACAAGCAGUGUUUAUUUUUAAGUUGAGAUAUUGCAUCACAUACAGGAUAUUUGAAUUGAAGUGGUUAG